GAAGACAGCCUCGGGAGUCCGGUUCACCUCGCGCGUGCCAUGCGCUAGCGAUCGAUCGGAGCUAUGGCCUUCAAGAUGGCCAUCGCCGGCAAAGGCCGGGGCAAAGGCCGCGGGGCCGGCCUGGCCGCGUUCGAGGAUGAGCCCAGCCCAAAGAAGCGGCUGCUGAAGCUGGAGAAGAGCCCACCCAGAAAUGGAAAUGGCGCUGAGCCGGAGCCUAGCAAAGCGGAGGCCAAGGAGCCAUCAGCUUCAGAACCGCAGUUGGACGCCCUGGACGCCUUCAUGGAGAAGAUCGACGCCAAGGCGGCGGAGCCCGGCGACGACGACGCCUUCGCCAAGAAGGCAAUGGCUUCCUGGGAUGACAUGCCGGCUGAAGACCCGGUGGCCUCAUACUGCGAGCUUUGCGAUCAGAACGCCAGCAAGGGCGACGAGGAUGAGGAGGACGAGGAAAAUCAGGACCGGCGCCGCAAGCCCAUCGAGCCACUGCCCCGGGUCAACCAUGAGGAGAUCGAGUAUUUGGAGGUGGAGUUCGGGUUUUACAAGCCUCACCCUGAGAUCGAGCUGCUCUCUGACGAGGAAAUUGCGUCCCUGCGGAAGGAGAUGCGCGUGGCAGCCACCGGCUCUCAUUGCCCCCGGCCGGUGGUGUCCUUCGCACACCUACGGCUGCCCAAGGAGCUUUUGGAGGGCAUCCGCAAGAACGGGUACUCCAAGCCCACGCCCAUCCAAUCCCAGGCCUGCCCUGCCGGGCUGAGCGGCCGCGACGUCAUCGGCAUCGCAGAAACGGGCUCGGGCAAGACUGUGGCGUACUUGCUGCCGAUGCUGGUGCACUGCGCCGCGCAGCCGGAGCUCAAGAAGGACGAGGGGCCCAUUGGCCUGGCCUUGUGCCCCACCCGAGAGCUGGCAGUGCAAAUCGAGAAGGAGGUCUACAAGUUCAACAAGCUUCUGGGUCUACGAAGCACCACCUUCGCGGGAGGCCUCUCCAAGUAUCAGCAAUUCCGAGCCAUCAAAGGCGGCAGCGAGAUCGUGAUCGCAACUCCAGGACGCCUCAUUGACAUUGUGAAGAUGAAGGGCUGCAACUUGCAGCGCUGCACCUUUCUGGUCUUGGACGAAGCGGACCGCAUGCUGCAGAUGGGCUUCGAGGACCAGAUCCGCUCCGUUCUGCAGAACGUGCGGCCGAAGCGACAGGCCCUGCUGUUCUCCGCCACCAUGCCUCCACGUAUCGAGCGCCUGGCUGCGGACUUCCUGAACCAGCCCGUGAGGAUCACGGUGGGAACAGCAGGCCAAGCUGCCGCCAACGUGAAGCAGCACGUGGAGGUCUUCGACACAGAAGAAGAGAAGUUCCCCUGGCUGAAGACGCGGGUGGCGGCGAUGCUUUCGAAGGGUCAAGUGGUGGUCUUCGCCAAGUCCAAGCAGGCGGCUCAGGAUCUUCAGAAGAAGUUCGCGGACGUGCAGAGAGAUGCCGCGGUCUUGCAUGGAGAUCUGGAGCAGGACGAGCGCAUGCGGGUCAUCGACGGGUUCCGGAAACUGCGUCAGAACCUUCUGAUCGCCACCGACGUGGCCGCCAGAGGGCUGGACAUCACCACCAUCAGCACCGUGGUCUCCUUCGAUGUUGCCCGCGACAUCGAGACACACACUCACCGAGUUGGCCGGACCGGGCGAGCCGGUGCGGCUGGGGAAGCCUUCGCGCUGCUUAGCACGGAGGCGAAGAAGGGGAAGGGCGAGGCGAACCCCAAGCGCAUGGCCGCGUUGCUGGUGGAGCACUUGGAGGAUGUGGCGCAGAAGCCCAGCGCCAAGUUGCUGGCGGUGGCCAUGGACUUCCAUCCCUUCAAGGCGGCCCGCGCGGCCGGCCUGCGCUUGGAGGACGUGGCUGUGGAGAAGGGCAAGGGCAAAGGCAAAGCCAAGAAGGGCAAAGCCAAAGAGGACACCGAGGGCGAGCGGGAUCGCUCGCGCUCGCGGCCGCCUGAGUGAGCCGGCUUUGGGGUCC
This is a messenger RNA of Effrenium voratum, 1981 nucleotides long. Lineage: Eukaryota; Dinophyceae; Suessiales; Symbiodiniaceae. The record is from the annotation of a GenBank genome assembly.